This is a messenger RNA of Medicago truncatula (barrel medic), 1965 nucleotides long. Its product is annotated as probable acyl-activating enzyme 5, peroxisomal. The coding region runs from base 117 to 1805 and encodes 562 amino acids. Lineage: Eukaryota; Viridiplantae; Streptophyta; Magnoliopsida; Fabales; Fabaceae. The record is from RefSeq and is a predicted model, not a curated record. The transcript has a single exon.
UCUAUCUUAUCUCCAACACUUAGAUAAUCUAUUUUAUUGGACCACCAUCAUUAUUCAUUAACUCACCACACUUUAUCUUCCACCAUCAUCAUCAAAUUAUCAAGAAAAUAAAGUCAAUGGACCAACUAAAACCAACCCAAGCAAACAACUCUCCACUCACCCCUCUCACCUUCUUAGAAAGAACUUCAACAAUCUACCCCAACACACCUUCCAUCAUCUACAACGACACCGUUUUCACAUGGUCUCAAACCCACAAACGAUGCCUCCAACUUGCCUCCGCCAUCACCUCCUUAGGUAUCCGCCGCGGCAACGUCGUCUCCGUCAUCGCUCCCAACAUCCCCGCCAUGUAUGAACUCCACUUCGCCGUCCCCUUCACCGGAGCUAUCCUUAACAACAUCAACACGCGCCUUGACGCGCGUAUCAUCUCCAACAUCCUCCUCCACUGCGAAUCCAAACUCGUUUUCGUGGAUAUCGCCGCACGUGAUCUUGUUCUCCAAGCUUUAUCCUUAUUCCCUUCAAAACAACAUAAACCUCUCCUUAUUCUCAUCAAAGACCAAACAUUUGAAACAUACGAAAAUGUUUCUUCAUCUUCCACAGUUGAUUUCAUUUCAACUUACGAAGAUCUAAUGGCUUCCGGUGAUCCAAAUUUUAACUGGGUAUAUCCAAACUCAGAGUGGGACCCAAUGUUACUCAACUACACUUCCGGAACAACGUCAUCACCAAAAGGUGUAGUUCAUUCCCACCGUGGAGCUUUCAUCGUAACCGUCGAUACUUUAAUCGAAUGGACGGUACCAAAACAACCGAUUUAUCUAUGGACGCUACCUAUGUUCCAUGCUAACGGGUGGAGCUUCCCGUGGGGGAUUGCAGCUGUUGGUGGAACAAACAUUUGUGUAAGAAAAUUCGACGCUGAAAUUGUUUUUUCUCUCAUCAGAAAACACCACGUGACACACAUGUGCGGUGCUCCGGUGGUUCUUAAUAUGUUAACUAACUCACCUGAUAAUAAACCGUUGCAAAAAACUGUCCAUAUUUUAACAGCUGGAGCACCGCCACCUGCGGCAGUACUCCACCGUACAGAAGCUUUAGGGUUUACAGUGAGUCAUGGUUACGGGCUAACGGAGACCGGUGGAUUGGUGGUUUGUUGUACAUGGAAGAAGAAAUGGAAUUUGUUACCGGCGACGGAGAGAGCAAGGUUGAAGUCACGGCAAGGAGUGAGAACCCUAGGGAUGACAAAGGUUGAUGUAGUGGGUCCAAGUGGUGAAAGUGUAAAACGUGAUGGUGCAACGCUUGGUGAAGUUGUUAUGAGAGGUGGUUGUGUUAUGUUAGGGUAUUUGAAAGAUAGUGAAGGAACAAAAAAUUGUUUUAAGAAGGGUUGGUUUUACACUGGUGAUGUAGGUGUGAUGCAUGAAGAUGGGUAUUUAGAGAUAAAAGAUAGGUCAAAAGAUGUGAUUAUUAGUGGUGGUGAGAAUUUGAGUAGUGUGGAGGUUGAGUCGGUUUUGUAUGGACAUCCGGCGGUGAAUGAGGCGGCGGUGGUGGCGAGGGAGGAUGAGUUUUGGGGGGAGACACCGUGUGCUUUUGUGAGUUUGAAAGAAGGGUUGAAGGAAAGGGAUAUACCAACGGAGAAAGAGAUAGUUGAGUACUGUAGGAAGAAUUUGCCGCAUUAUAUGGUUCCAAAAACGGUGGUGUUUAAAGAUGAGCUUCCAAAGACUUCUACCGGGAAAAUUCAGAAAUUUGUACUUAGACAGAUUGCUAAGGAUAUGGGACCACUCAGGAAGGAUGUUGGACCACCAACAAAAAGUCGCAUGUGAAUGUAGGGAAUUUUGUAUUGCCAAGCCAAGGUGGGUCCAAAGUACAUAGUGAUUGUACUAUGAAAUGAAUCUAUGCCUUAAAUUCAUAAGAUGUUGAACAAAUGAAUACAAUGAACAAUAAAUAAAAAAUGUGUUGUCGAGUAUUGCACGAUUCUUCCUA